Molecule: messenger RNA, 869 nt
Organism: Moneuplotes crassus
Lineage: Eukaryota; Ciliophora; Spirotrichea; Euplotida; Euplotidae
Source: the annotation of a GenBank genome assembly
AGAAUAAUUUUAGAUUUCAUUAGGGUUUGAUUUGAAAUGACUUAUAUGAAACCCUUGGUCUUACUGUUAAUACUAAUGCUAGCAGCAAAAGCUGCUAUUGAGAUUACUGGUGAUAGCCAACAAUGAGGUGCCUGUAUUGGAGAUGGGAAGAAGGUGUGAACACCUAAUAAGAAUGGAGACGAUAUCUAUUGAUGUGAUAUGGAUGAGAGUUCAACUGAAUGAGGAAGUGGCACAAUGGGAUUCUGUAGCAAUGACUUGAAAAAGGCUGGAAAGCAUGCAGAGUAUCUUUUAUGCCCAAAUGAUGAAAAUGAAUGUGGCUCCGGGUUUUAUUAUGUCUUUGGAGGACCUAGGACAAAUAUUCAGACAACCUCAGUCCCAGCAAAUCAGGCUUGCGUUAUAGGAACUAUGAGCAGAGCUCAAGGAGAUGAGAAGUUUUACAAACUUGUAGAAUCUGAAAUGAAAGAUGUCGAAGUAUCCAUGUUUUAUGGCGCUGUGGAUCAAUAUACUAGAGCUGGAGACUUAAAGUCAACUUACAAGACUUCUCAUACGUUCACAGAUUUGCCUGGACAAUUUAUCAAAGUUGAACCAAUGCAAAUGUUAACAUUUGUAGCAGUUCCUAAAAAGAAAGAUACAGUAGGAGGAUUCAAAGUUGGGAUCUUUCUUGUUGAAGAAGAUAAAUCAGGCAGUGGUGGAUUAGGUGGAGGAGCCAUAUUUGGGAUAAUUGUCGCAGUUCUUGUUGGAGUCGGUGCCAUAGGAGGUGGCAUAUUCUACUUCAUUCGCAGAAAGAGAGCAUCAGACUCCUACACAGCUGUUGGCUAAAUUUAAAAUAUCAAAAUUUUAUUGACUAUUUUUGCCAAACUCUAUAUCAU